Molecule: messenger RNA, 24872 nt
Organism: Porites lobata
Lineage: Eukaryota; Metazoa; Cnidaria; Anthozoa; Scleractinia; Poritidae
Source: the annotation of a GenBank genome assembly
GUUAUGAGGUCUUCGGUCGGUGCAUGAUACAUGCCGAAUUUUAUGACAAGGGUUAAUGAACUGCAUUUUCCUCCUUUGUAGUUGUUCGUAAAUAUUAAAGGAGGACGCUCCUGUACUUUAGGUACAGGUUAGUUUAAACCAGUGAUGGGUUGUUGCGGAAAAAACAGCGACGAUGGUGGAAGAAGCGAUAAUAUGGAGAUGGAUGGAGCAAAAGGAGGGAAAAAUGGUGGUGGAAAGUGGGGUAAGCUGUUUGUUCAUGCUUGUGAUUUGAAGGUUCAUAAGUAGCAUGGAGAAAUCUGUGUGAAUCUGUUUUAGGGGCUUCGGUCUUAUUUACAUAUUUCAACUUAGGUCUGCAAAAGUUCUUUCACCGCUAUUUUUCGACGAAAAAUAUACUUAAGCUCAGAUCAUGGAAACCUUUUGUACGUUAAGCAAAUAAAAGUGAAAAAUGCUGUGACGCUUUGCUUCUUAACUUAAUUUUUUACCCACGAAAUAUUCUGUAAAGCGCCUGUGUUUCCCUCUUUGCGUCAUCUUGUUUGUGUUACGCCUUGUUUGUUUGCAGUGAAUGAGUGAAUCGCACUAGCCUUGGUGCAAGCCCUCUAGAAAACUUCCUUGUUAGCAGUAUUUGUUGAUAAGAUAACUUUCACUUACGCCAUAUUGGUGAGUGGGAGCAAACAACCCAUCGAAAAGACGCGUUUAAUAUCGUGAUUUAUGUAGCGAUUCCUGUUUUGAGAGCGAUUUUAAGUGAAGGUAAAAUAUCAGCAAUGUGCAAAUUUACAAACAUUUUGUGUAAAAAGAUAUGAUUAGAGUUUUGAUUUAAAUGUAUGACAACUUUUUUACAUGUAGCAUGUCUAGUAACGUAACUGUCUUGUUUGCAUCUGUUGUAGGAAAACCUAAACCAUUCGAUCCUACAUUUAAUGGUCCAAUAAAAAACAGGUAAAGUGCUUGGUUAAUAUAAAAAUGAUUUUCUGUAAAAACUGAGUCGUUACAUCACUUAUUUAUUUGUAUUUAAUAUUAGUCUAAUUGUUGUUAUAAUUAGUCUUAUUUUAUUUAGUAUUAGCCAGGCUACUUAGGGAAAACUAAGAAAGGUAUUUCUACAGUGUCAAUAGCAUCCUGACAAUAGAGAUCUCACAAUACACCAAUAGAGACCUCACAAUACACCAUUUCUGGUGUUACACUUAACCAUAGCUGUAGUUAUGGGUAGACUGCUUCUUAGGCUGGUUUAGCCUGCGUAGCAGGCACUUGGUAGUAAUGGGGGUAAGAAAGACCGGGAUGCGUGAGGAAGACACGCAAGGGGAGAGGGAGUGUCUGCCCGAGAGGCUCAUGAAAGUCAUUUUUACGUGCUUUCUGAGAAUGCGGAAGGUUCCUAUUGGUUAAGAGGCUCCCAAGAGGAUAAGUGUUCACAUUAGGUGAGAAUACUGUCAAUCAAAGAAAACACGAGAUUGCUUGUACACAUGUAGUACAUGGACGGAUAAGGCAGUGAAGGUCCCGGGGGCACUUGGGUAUUUUUUGGGUGGGUAUGUGCCGCCCGGGACUCCAAAUUGGCACCCCGUUCCAAAAAAAAUUUCCCCUAAAAUUGAUACCCCGUCCUAGAAUUCGCCCUAAAACUGAUACCCUGUUCUAGAAAUGGGCCAAUUUUUUAUACUCCGUUCUAGGGUGCAAAAGAGUACAACAGUUUGCUUGUUAACGCAUUGAACAGUAUUUUUAAAAGCAAUCUGUCCUUGAAUAAUUUCAAAUGGCUGCUUACAAAACUGGAGCUUUCGUGCAUUCGAAAUAUUAUACCCCGCUCUAGAAAACGCCUCUGAAGGUCUUUUAUUUCUCCACUAAAUGGUAUAAUCAAAGUUCAGUUCUUGGAGGUCACUUCAUUGGGACUAUGUGGCUGUAAUCUAAAAGAAUGUUCAAAUGGUACUCACAAAGGAACGAUUUGACAUCAAAUACGCAUUAGCAGAAGUGGUGACAGACAAAAGAUGUUUUGAAUCGUUGAAGUGAAGAUCAGAGGAAAGAUUAAUUAUAUGAAGGAAGAUCAUCACAGUUAUAUAUGCAAAUUUGCAGGAGUUAUACCAGUGCAACGCUCUACCAAUAAUGAUUGUUCAAUUCUUUGUUCAUUAAAGAAAUUGGCAGCUUGCAUUGUUGAUGGAACACAUACCGUCAAGACCUGGACAGGAUUGAUGAAAUGAAACACUUUCCACCGGGGGGAAUGAAUUUGAAAAACCUUUCGCUAUUGUUAUUAUUUGCUCGGAAGCAUCCUGAUGUCUGAUGAUAAUGUCUCGUUAUUGCAGCCUAUAAAAACGUGUCGGUACAGUUUGUGUUCUAAAGUUUAGGUCCGCGUAGUAAGACAUGUCUGCUCCAAAAACAGUAAAAACAAUGGUCAUUUUCCAUGUCAUUGUGAUCUUUAAUGUCUGUACAGUUGUGAUUUUGUAAUCUCAGAGAACAAUAUUUAGCUUUUUAUAAACACAGCAUGCAUUGUUUAAAAAACAUCCAUUUUGACUCUGUUUUUUCGUAUUUAUUGUGCCUUUGGUCAACAAUGAUUUAAUGCUUUGUGUUUAUUGUUAGUUUAUUGCUCCAUUGCUCUAUAAUCAGAUAACCUAGCUGAUCUUUGUAACAGAUUUAUUUAGACUGAGGAUAUAAAUGUUCAAUGCUUUGGUACACUUUGCUAGUGUGAGGCUCUAACAUCUAGCCUAGUAGUAGAACAACCAAUCAGAGUGCAGCAUUGAUAGUAGACCACUAGUUGGGUUUUACCAAUGUAUAAUAUACUCCCGCAAACAAUGUAGUCUUCAGCAAUCAGCUUUGCAGAUAUAUUUUGGAGGGAGCAUGGCCAAGCAGUCAGAGCACUGUUCUCGGUAGUUCUGAGUUCAAAUCCUCGGCCACACUUGUAAAAUAGUCGACUGGUUCUCCUCCUACCAGUUGGGAUUUUUAACCAUGUUAUGUUCCAUUUAAAUUAUUUGUUUCCUUAUCCCUGAAAAGUCCCAUAAGGGGAUCGGAGAGGAUAAUAUUGCACUUUUUAAAAUUAUUUUUUGCUUUCAUUAUAUUUAAAUUUCUGAGGUGUGUGAUAGCUCUUACACUCUUUCCUUUUCUCACCCUUUACCUGUGAGUCAAAAGUUUGCUCACUGGGUUAACAUAUGUUUAAACUCAUUGCUAAUGAUGAGCUUGGGAGCAGGUGCCUUAAAGGGUUAGUGGGGGGGUCAAAUGCAACAAGCAGAGAGGAGGUAUCCAUGGCAACCCUGGAAGCGGGAACCACCCCAAGAGCGGCCAGUAACUGGCACCAUCGCACUAAAUAAAUUCAGUGGUGAUACUUACCUGAGAAAAUACUUAUGAAACCACCAGGCAGGCAGGGAGGAGAGAGAGCAAGAAUCCGCAAUGAUUUGCAAGAAGGCAAAAAUUGAUGCGCUACGAUCAGCAAGUAAAGCUGCAGUGCAAUGCAACACUAGCAAAAUAACACACAAGGAGCCUUGCAAUUCUCUGAGGGCUGCCCUGUAGGUCAUGUACUGGAGUGGGCUAAGACCGCUGGCCAACUCACUCAAGUUUAACUUUGCCUAAAUGAUAUUUAGCCACAUUAAUUUUAUACUCUGCAUAUUUUUUUAGGAGUUGCACAGACAUUAUCUGUUGUAUUCUCUUCGUCCUAUACAUUGUUGGGAUGGUAGCCCUGGGCAUAUUUGGUAAGUCAUUCCUACACUCCUUUACUUUUUUUGUCCUUUUCCAGCUAGCUGCAGGCUGGUGAUGUUUUUUCUUUCACUCAUGUCCGUUCAGGGGCACCCAGUGACUGUUUUCUUUAAAAUAUCUGUUUGAAGGAGCACAUGUUACCUUGAAUUUUCUAUAAGAUAAGAAAGACAAAAAAUUUCUGUAUAAUUGAUCCAUUCAUCUAAGCCAUUCAGAGUUUUUCUUCUAACUUUCCUCCAAUUUUCGAAAGUCAAUUUUUCUCAUUUACUCCCAAGAUUUGGCAAUCAUUGGAAAAAAAGGUCACCUGAAAAUAAUUUCGGUAUAAAAAAAAUGUCCCCGGAUGUGUUGUAAUGAAAGUACAUGGUUACUCCAUGUCCUCACAAUUUCGAGAUGGCCAAAGCACCCCUAGAACAUUUAAACAGAUAGAUAGCAUUUAGGGCAGCUACAAAUUAAUAAAACAUAUUUCUAAAGUAUAGAGAAAUCCAUUAUUAGACAUUUCUGACUUGUUCAUAAAGAUUCGUUUGUGGGGUGCCCCUGUCCCUUUUAUACCAAGUAAUAAUCCAAAUAUAAUUUAUUUUACAUCAUUCAGCUAUCUUUGUUUUCUACAGCUUACAUUAAAGGCAAUCCUUACAAGUUGCUUAAUUCAGUUGAUUCUGAUGGUAAGUACAUGUAACUAGUUUGUUAUUGAUAAGCUCAUACACUUGCAAAAUAAUGGGCUAGAUCAACAUAAUGGUGAUAUUAUUUUGUUUCAUAUGAGGCUAAAUGAAUUUAGGCCAGGGGUCAAUUUAAUAAAACUUUACAAGACUUAGUGUAAUUUACAAGUGCAGCUAUUGUUUUCAGACUCUAAAACAAGGCUGCACUUCUCUCGCUUGGGCGGGAAGAUGAGAGACCCUGGGAACGAGGUUGCUAAACCCCAAUCACAAAACUGGGUGCCAAACACUACCCCUAACCUUACAAGAAAGCUAACCAUUUGAAAUAAAGGCUUUACCCUAAUCACUGAAAUGAGCGCUCAACCGUAAUCACUGAAACUGUGCUUUGGCCAUAACCUUACAAGAAAGCUAACCAUUUGAAAUAAAUGCUUUUAAACCCUAAUCACUAAAAUGAGCGCUUACUAAAAUGUGACUUCAUUUUACACCGUAUUUACAAGGAGAGGUACAAAUAACUGAGAAAGAGUUAAGUAUUAAAAAUUUCUAACUAGUUUGAAAAAUUCAAACUGGUUUAAAAAAAUUCAAACCAAAGAUUAAAUUUGAACCACAACAUAGCCCAGUGGCAAUUGUCUCAGCUGAACAGAUGUCGAACCCCGUUGAGGUCAGCUCUGGUUGCUUAUGCUUGUAAAGUGUUUCUUGAUGAAGUUUAAUAUUUGAAUAAUGCUAUAUUCUGGUCAGAUGAAUGUGUACAUGUAGAUCAUUCAUUUACAUGUCUGGGGGAUGUUUGUAAACAGUGAGUACUGUAAUAGUAAAAAUGUCAUUUUUAAUAGUCAAACCUGUCCUUACGGGCCUUUUCAUAAUAAGGAGACCUCUUUGUCAUGGACUCUUGCAGUUCUUUUGGCCCCAAAGACAUACAGGCGAACAGCUCUUUUCCCUGUCCUUUUCAGGGUUGGUGUCCAUACUAAGGGAGCUUGAAUGUAUUGAUUAUUAACCUAUUCAUAUUACAACCACCCUAGUGCAGAUCCAUGUCUCUUGUGCAUGCCACUUGUGACAACAUCAGUCUUAAUGGUCACAACGUUGACAUUCAACUUGAGUAGGGGGAAGAGAUCUUUUAAACCAUAUACCAGAAUGAGCAUGAUUCAGUCAAAUGAAGAAAAAAUUUAAGGCAAAAACCAUUUAAAAUUGACCUUAAUAUUUUUAGGAAAAACUUGUUCCUCUACCCACCUGCACUUCCUUCAUGUACUCUAACAGUCUCACGGAAAUGAAGACUCAUUAACGUUCAGCAAAAAGAUUAAAGAAAGAAGGGGCAGCAAAUAGAAAAAGAAGCGGGGAAUAGAGAAAGAAAAGUAGAAAGUCAAGAGGCAGUGCUAUAAUUUAAAACCCAAAAACUAUCUCAAAAUUUUUGCCUUUUGCACAUGUCAAAACUUCAGAAGCUGACAUCUAGCAUCAGGAUAUUACAAGAUUCAGUGCUUAACAACAGCAGCAUUUUGUGCAGUUUUGCUUCUUUUUGGUUAGACAGUGGCCAGAAACAGCUUGACUGGCUGUGAAAGGUGUUUUUCUUAAGAAUUUUCAGGAGUGGGCUUUAUGUACUGUAAAUGAUCCUUAAGCUUCUAUGUUUUAUUCCAGGGUCCUGGGGUUAAAUUUUAAUGCUGGUUUCUUUUUCGUUUGUUCAAAUGCAUUUUUUUUUGGAUAAUUUUUUUUAUUCUUUUUAGAGCAUGGAAUCAUUGAAUUGUAGACAACAUGAAUUAAACUGAAUUUGCCUUUAAAAGGUUUCAUAUAUAAAUUCAAUCUUUGCACUAACCCUGGGUUAACCCAGCUUUGAACCACCUGGCCCAGUGCUGCAAGGUGCAAUGUGACAAUCUGCUUUGUAUGGGUACAUGUAUGUAACUGCUACACGUUCAUAUUCUGAGUGACCAACCAUGCAGGAAUGUGAUGUCAUGUGAAAAUUGUCAAUGAUAUUGAAAUAUAUCCUCUUGUUUGCUCUAGGGAAUAUAUGUGGUUAUGAUUCAAAUGUCAGGUAUGUCUUUACUUGUUUGAAUUUAAAAAUGAAUGGGUGUUUAAGUAAAUUGUAUUUAUGAAACAAAAGAUGUGAAUUCCAACAAAAUUUAAGGAAAAUAUAUUGGUAUCUCUAUUAUAAAAGUAUGUUCACAGCUGUGCUGAUAUUUUUUUCAAGUACAAUGUGGAAGCAAAAGUCAGUUUUGCAGGAUGUACAGCAUUUAUAGAAGUGUUAAAAAUUAAAUUGAUAAUAAUAUUUUUUUAAAUAAAAUACAUGUAAGCUGCUUUGCUGUUUUUAUUUCAUGCUGAUGCAGAUCACUGUGAAGUGAACAUAUGUGUAUGUGGCAUUUUCCCUUGGUAGCCGGUCAUUUUGAUAAAAAGUUAAUUCAAUACAAGUCAUCUUUAUACGAAGUCAAGCAGUGAAAAUAUUGCACAAAGAUGUCAAUCACUUCAAGUAUAGUACUGUUUGUGUGUGAACAAGAAAAACGUUUUGGGUGAAUUUUUUUUCGUUCUUUAAGCCAGCUACAUGAAACUAUUAACUGCAACUCGACUAAAUAAACUAGUAACCAUUCCCUUUGCUUUUUAAAAAUGUAUCCCCUAGGAAAGAAAAGAGUGACAUCUUGCUGCCAGUCUAAUCUGUGACUUUAACAUGCUCUUUUACAGAGAUCUGCCCAAACUAGUGUUCUUUGACUUGACAGAGUGCAUUGCUUCAGUAACAGAAGUUUCAACAAAAUUAUUUGGGGCAUCCUGCCCAACAAAACAGGUUAGAUUUUAAAAUCUCUGAUACAUACUGUUCUGGUUAGAGAUGUGUUUUCAACAUUUGCUUUCCAUGAGGUCAGUGUGGGCUAGGGUAAGUUUUGGGACUAAAUUUGGGUUGCUCCAGGGAAAAAAAGAUCAGCUGUAACACAAUAAAAUAAUGCUGUAUUUUUGUAUAAGCUAUGAUUUGUCAAAUAAAGUAUGUUGUGGCUCAAAUUUUUACUAUUUUUACCUUUUGUUUCAAGGACACCUGCAUGUUAAGAAAAUAUAUUGUUCAACUUUUGAUUAGCUUUUUGAGAAAAGGCCGGUGUAGAUAUUCUUCCUGCAAAUAACUCGAGUUAGCUUAUAAACCUGUGCAAAUAUCUUUAAAGUGCUCAGUUUGAAUAUGUUUGUUUGUUUCCAACUUUUUUUUACUAACUGAAAUGGUUUUAUUAUUUUAGCGCUGUGCAAAGCAAUGUCCAGACCAGAAUGCAUUAGGAUAUAACGUGAAUGUAUCAGAUCUUGUCUGUGAUUAUGAUCUCAACUUUGCUGGUCGUACCCCAACCACACUGGUAAUUAUGUCAUUUACGUUUUGUUUAUUUACAACAGUGCAUGGUCAGAUUCUGUAUCACAGGGUUUUUGCAGUUCAUGGAAAAUCUUGAAAGUCAUGAAAUUUGAGAAUUUCAUUUUCCAGGCCUGGAAAGUCAUGGAAUUUAUUGUUGGUUCUGAAAAGUCAUGGAAAAUUUAAGUUAUGUUUCGUACAGCUGUAGGCUAGUUACCAGUUGCAGAUGUCAAAGCAAGGACAAUGUAGGAUAGAGGUGAAAAAUUUAACAGCGUGAAUGGCACACAUAUUGUUGGACACCAGAAUUUGUGUCUCUUGAACUGAGUUAGGUCAAAAAAUACCCUAAAACAAGGAAGGUUUUGAAAAUUUUCGAAAUUUAACAGCUAAACAUAAGGCCAUGGAAAACGUGGAAACGUUGUGGAAAAAUUCAUGGAAUUAAGUCAUAAAAUUUGAAGAGCUUAAUUAAAGAGUAUGAACCCUCUAUAAUCGUCUGGUUAAUCUAAUGGUUGAUGGGAUAUUUAUGGACAAAAGUGGCGUUACAUGUAUUUAGCCAGCAUUCAUUUGGACUUCCACUGAGAAUGAACGAAAUGCCUAGAACACAAUUUGAUCACGCGUGUUUGGACCUUCUCUCACUCGUAAUCUGAUCAUGCGUGUUUUGACCAUCUGUCGCGUGAAACUUACACAAAGCACAUUGUUGGAGCAAAAAUGUUUUGACCUUCAAUCGUUGUUGCCUGCACUCUGUAACCUUUGGUUAUUACUAGUUACAUUUUGUUGAUAUUCUAAUUAUUUAUAUGAGGCUGCUAUUUGGAUAUACUUAUCUUCUUCUUGUGGCGUUAACAGGAAUUAAUUGAUUUGAUCAGAAACAAGAGAUGUGCCCCUUACUACCUCAAGAGCUCUGAUGGUAUGUCCUUUCUUACUUCAAGAUAUAUGAGGAUAAAAAUCUGCAUUUGUGUGCACCCUAACUCAAGAGCUGUCAAAUUUGACAUCAGGAACAAAAUUAGCAAACAAUUUGGGCAGUUUUGGUCCUUUUUGACUAGACAGUCAGACUAGAAAAGGGCUUGACUAGCUUCAAAUGGCAUUUUUGGCAAAAUUUCCAGUGACAAAUCAAUAAUGUGUGGAAGUUUUACAUUAGUGUAAGUUGCAUUGGUAGUUAUUAUAUUACGUGUAUCUCUAGAAAAAGCUCUUUUGCUCCCGAUUUCUCAAACCUUCGGUUUUUCUGAAAUUCCUGAUAAUUCAAACCAAACCUGAUUUCUCUUCACCAGUCAAACACUGUAAUUUUACCUCCCCCCCCUCAGUUUUCAAACCUGAUAAUUCAAACCAAUUUCCUUUUCUGAAGGUGAUUCAAAAAUCUGGAUUCUACUGUAUAAAUAUUAUGUUACAAAUAAAAACAAGUGACAUGGAGCUACAAUUAGUGAGAAAAAAAAUCAAUCUGCACAUUUUGCUUUGAAUAAAACCACACUGAUUUCUCUUCUCUUUUGUCAGUUCUCAAUCGCUGUAUACCAACAGUUGUUGGAGAUGCGAUAACUUCAAGCCUUCAAACUGCAUCUGGGCAAAAUGUAUCUACUGCUGAUGUUGAGGAAGGGUCACUGUAAGUUGUAACAGUCUGUCAGAGCAGUAAAACAUAAAUUUAUUGUUUAUUUUUCUUAAAAUAUUUUAUGGCGCUGUACAAAACAAGUACAGUAAUUAUUAGGAUUCGUAUCAGGCAACAGGGGUGACUGAAACAGAUUGCAAAUUGGAGUUUUUAAAAUUGCUCAGCCUAACCACUCUUUAAACCUUGUCCCUGUUGUUUAGUGCUAGAGUUGAUAAAAUGCCUAGGAGGCAUUUCCAAUGAUGCAGUGAUUCUGUCAUUUAGAAGAAACUUCUUCACUUAAUGACAAUGUUAAGUUUUAAAUGAAGGAUGAUCAUCGCAGUUACAUAGUAUUACACAACUUUUGCAGUUUUGAAAAGAAAGCCUAAACAAAAUUCAGGCUUGUACGGAUUCAAACCCUUGACCUCUGCGAUACUGGUGCAGCGCUCUACCAAUUAAGCUAGCAAGCCAACUGGGAGCAACUCGUUGAAUUGGUUCGUUAUAAACCCGUGAAAGGAUGAUGAUGAAGUUUUGAAUAUAUGAAAAUCAUGUCUAAUCAUAUAAUGUUAAGUUUCGUAGCAAGUAAUUCACAAUGCUCAAUGAUGGACUAAAUUCCCAAUUUAGCCCUACAUUUCUUUUCUUAAUAUUUCCCAACUAGAGCUGUGCAAGCAUUACUCAACCUGCAGAAUGUUGGCCAAAAGGUUAGUCGUUAAAAAAUGCUUUAGCCCUACCACACAAUUCUUGUGAUCGAGAGCCAAUUGGAAUUCACUGCUGUCAAACAACAUGCAACUUGUUCUUUGCUUGUUUUUGCUAGGUAAUAGCAGAUGUGCAGGAAUCAUGGUACUGGAUUCUAGCGUAAGUAACAAUCAUACUAAAAGGAUUAUUUUAAAAUGUACUUGAAAGUAGUUUUCUUAAAAGCGUUUGGCUUGCAGGGGUUGUUGAUGGUCAGCGCAUAUUUUAUUUACUAGUGAAAGGGCUAAAUACCAAAAAAAUGCUGCUUCGUUGUAGUACAAAAUCGGCAUCAAAAUGUGAACUUUGUUCCAAAUCCAAACAAACUUAGCACUAUUUGGUUUUAAGAGGGCAGACCAUAGAUAAUAUAGCACUUUGUUGUAUACAUGUCACUAACAGAGAAUACUCACUUCUGUAAAUUUGUGCUGAAACAGGGCUAUGGGGAUUGCCAUGGUUGCUUCAUUCUUAUACAUUAUUGUCAUGAGGUAUGUACUAGAUGAUAGUCCUCUUAGACUACCAGUAGUAAUCUUCCACCUAGUCUCACCUACAGUAAAUUGAUUGUCAUUCCUCACCUAAAUAAUCACGGUUCAUUUUUUUGUCAUCAAGCAGUUUGCGACUUUCAUGUUCCUCAUUAUGCAAAUUGUUAUCCCCACAAAUGUUGGAUAAGUACACUGUUUUUUAUUUCCCUUGGGACUGACAAUUGCCCUUUGAGAAAUUGAGUGUUCACAAAAUUUAUGCAAAACUAUGUUUUUUGUUAUUUUUAUUUUCAAUAAUUUCCAUCAUUUGUUUUCUCAUUUGUUUCAGGUGGAUUGCUGGACUUCUUGUUUGGGUAUCAAUAUAUGCCAUUCUGACAGCACUUGGAUUCUGUAAGUUGUUUUCAACUUUCUUUAAACAUGAAGUACUAGUACAGUUCAUACCAUAAUGUAUGGCAUUAUUCUGCAGGGCUGCAUGCAUUUUCAUCAUCAGGGGAAAGUCAGUGGAAAAAACUUGGUGAUUCACUGGUUGCCAACCCUGAAGGAACAGCUGACAUUUUGGGAUGCCAUCAGUGGUUCCAUACUGAUGACAUGAUGACUACUCAGAUCUCACUUACUAGUGCUUCUUAUUGGUUGAAGCAAAUUUUCAACCAGUCUAAGGCACCACUCAGAUUUGGGUAGUGGCACAUCAUCACUAUGGCAUUUCUGUGCUUGUUCCGCAGACAUCAUUUUGCAGGGAAACCACCGGGGGUGAGGAAGGAGGAGGGGGGGGGGGGUGUUGUUGGACUAACUUUUGCUGGGUAUGUGCUGCUGGUCUCUCAGAGCCCUUGGCCCAUUGUAGUCUAUUCUGUGGCCAAUUAUAGACCCCAUCUUAGUCACUUUUGGGCAAAUAGGUAAUUUUCACGAUCCCAACUUGGUCACUUUCUAUUUAUGUUUUUGUAAGGAAAUAAAAGACUUAGAAUAGUCAAUAAUGUAAAAUUGGAGGCAGUGAGUGCAGGAGGCAGGAGCUGAGUGGUUAGAGCUCUGGACUUGAAAUUCAGAGGCGCUGAGUUCAAGUCUCGCCCUGAUGGAUUUAAGCUGGAUUUGGACACGGUUGUCCCAAGUUCAAAUUCGCGGACAUUCUUGUAAAUAGCCAGCUGGUUUGCCUUUGGCCUGUUGGGAUUCUUAAGUGGAUUGUUGAAUUAAAAUUUACAUUAUUUGUUUCAUGCAUUUGCUCAGCCUCACUAGCAUCAGUGCUUUAAAUACUGUCAAGGGUAAAUAUCAGAAUUAUUAUUAUUAAAUGAGCCUGCAAUCAGGCUCCUUUGUAUCUUGCGAUAGUUAGCCCCUUUUUCCCUGAAUGGAGAGCCUGUUCAAGAAGUUGCAAUUGGUGAAAAGUCAGGAUUGUUUUUUUCUCUGUUCUGUGUGGGAAAGCUGUUCAUUCCUUUAAUCUUAUUGCUCUCAAGUGAUAAUAAACUAAGAUUCUCUUUCUCUGUUUGUAGUAUCUUUGCAUUUUUGUACAAUUUAUUAUCCUUUUUCAGCUAUAUACUACAGUUGGACCAAGUACAAGGAGAUUUCAACCCAAGGGGAAAAUGCUACAAGUAUAUUUUUGACUGUUUCCUUUGGCCUUGACAGUGUUGCCAACAGUGAAAAAACAUGGUUCUGGCUAAGUACGUAUAAUGUAUUUUUUAUAUUGAAGAUCGGAUUAGUUAAAUAAAUAAUGUAGGUAAUAUCAUGUACACGUACUCACCUGGGAAUACUGAAAUAAAGUUGUUGUUGUAGAGUAGUUAUUGUUCUUUGAAGGCCUGAGGAGCAUAACGAAACUUUUCUGGCUGUAGAGGCAACAUCAUUAUUUUUGUGUAUAUCUAUAUCUUGCUUCCGGGAUAGAAUAUUUGCUUCAAAAACUAGUGGUUCCCAGUUUUUUUGCAUUUUAAAAACCAGUGCUUCUUGGGUUUGCUAAAUGCUUAUAUUCAACAGGCUGAUAUAAGUCACGACUUUUCGACCUCUCGAAGGUCAUUUUCAAGUGCGAAUAAAAAUAUGAAAAGUGGCAUAAAUAUAUUACGAAUGGUUAAAAAUGGUUUAAUAGGUAAGAAUACUUUGAACAAAAAAAUGCGAUAAAAUAUGUCAACGAUAAGUGAUGAAAUGUUUAUACAGUUAAAAAAAGAAUAAAAUAAGACAGCAAAGUAAUAAUAAGGCUAGUUAAAACCGAUCUAGACAAAUAAUUUUGAGCGGAUGGAAUCGCACUGUUUGUUUAGUAUGGGUUUCAGUUCUUUGAUAAAAAAAGUAUUUCAAAAAUAAGGCAAUCAAGUUUGCUCUGGCACUUUCUUAAAAUUUUCAAAUUCUGCACAAUGUCAUUUGGGGACACAUUGUGCUGAUCCCUGAGGUUGUUUUUUUAUUCCAGUUCCCUUGUGCUCUUUAAUUCGCUGGGGAAGGUGUCGUUGCGACUUUUUAUCACGAAUAUUAAAGUUUCAUUUUUUUUAUUACAGCUAUCAUCCUUAGCGUAAUUCUGGGAAUUUUGGUUUUAAUCCUUCUUGCCUUGUACAAGAGGAUAUCCAUUGCUAUUCAAAUUAUCAAAGAAGGCAGCAGGUGAGCUUGUAAUAUCUAACCUUUACCAUGAUCUUCAUCUAGAUUUGGCGUCAUCAGGACACCAUUAACAAGUUGAAGCAUCAUCCAAUUUUAGUGUUGUUUUUUACUAUUGUGUACAAGAAAAUCACUGUCCUUUUUUUACUUACCCAGUCAAUGUAUACUUCUUUACAUGGAGGAGACAUUUUUAAUAUUCGAGGCUGUACUCUAAGAAUAUAAAUCGUAAGGGAGCUCAAUGCUCUGAAUCUGUAAAAAUCAGGUUGCCCAGCAUGUGAUUUCUAUGCAAAAACUAAGAUUUCCUAGUUGCCCAAGAACAAAAGUUAGACAUCACGGGCCACUGAGCGCUGCUAGAGUACAGCCCUAAUAUUCUGUUUAUCAUACUAUGUCAUUUAUUAUCAUCUGAUGUCAAGGGAUUUAUAAAACCUACGUGCAAAUGGACGCAACAACUCCCAACUUUGUUGGCAUAGCUAAAAGUUUGACCAGUUUCAAACUUUGCGCAACAAGUCCCAACAACAUGAAACAGGGUGUGCAAACGGAGGCAACAUAUAACAUCCAACAAUGUUGGGUCCGUUUGCAAGAGGCUUAAUACAUGCAUUGAGUUAGACAUACACAUCAGUCCGAUCUAAGUCUUGAAAGUGUCGCUUAAACCUGGAUUUUGUUUUGGUGAAAGCAUUUUAGCCUUUCAUGUCCUACAUUAACAGUGCAGUGCACAUUCAUACGUAGACUUGCACGUGGACUUUUGGCAGCAUACAUGUGUACAUAAUCCCGCUCUUUGUUUGAAUUCAAAAUUGUUAACAGUGUCAUUGUUGUUCGUUUGUUUGUUUUUGUUAGGGCUAUAUCUUCAGUUCCCUUCGCACUGUUCUUCCCUGUUAUUCCGUGGUUGCUUCAGAUCUUACUCUUUGGCUGGUUUGUUGGCGUUUUAGCGUAUCCUUUGUCUCUUGAUGUGAAUUAUUGUAGUUAGUUUUCCCUUCCCCUGUGCUCCCUACGAUAAAAAUGUUAUGUAUGCUGUCAUAAAAGAGGCCUCUGUGGAGAAGCCAGAGUGUUUAUUUGUUACAACUCUUUAAGUAAAUAAUGAAAUGAGGUGCGUGUAAUCACAACAAAUUGCUGCUCGUUGAUUAUGUAGCUGUUAAUCAAAUGUCGUAUUGAGCAAAAUUUGACCUUUUGUUACCCUCUACGUUUCCUUUUACUCCCCCCCCCCCCCCCCCCCGCUACGUUUUCGUUGGACUUUUGCAGGACAUCAUUCCUGUAGAAACCUGACGUAAUACAACUAACUUUGACUCUGAAGAUGACUACCGCACAGGUUGUCGAAACGCCAUUCAAUGCCAGCAACAGGCCUGUUAAGGAGAACACUCACGCGGAUAAUCAUACUCCACCUACUUAAUAUGAAAGGACUUCUGGACCCAGUUGUUCGAAGGUCGAUUAGUGCUAACCUGUGAUUAAAUUUUAAUCCAGGUUUCCUUUUCUUUCGUACACGAGCAUUUUCUCGCAAAAUUUUCUUUUUUGAGCUUCCAAUCAUCAAAUUGUAAACAAAAAGAAAUCAACUGAAUUUGCCUUUUAAUCUUUCAAAUUUGAAUUUAUAUUUCGCACUAAUCCAGGGUUAUCUCAACCCAGCUUUGAACAACCCGGCCUUAGGUUCAAACCUUUCAUUCCAAGAAUUUUCUUAACACCACAUAAGCUUCCUUGUCACCGCGGGAGAACCUCAGUUUCAAGUGGUCUCCAAUGAUACACAGAAUGGACAAGUUUGUGAUGAUGUAAGUACGCGCGUUCUGAUUGGUUAAAAACCUAUGGUUUAUUGUGUCGGUAAUCUUGUAGAAAACUGAGAUAUACUUUAAAGUUAUUUUAUAAAAGCAUUAGACCACACUUUCUAUGGGUUUACCGGCGUGAUAACCCCCCGGGAUAACCCACUUGGGGUGUUGGGAGAACACGAGAAAAGCCCACAUUCCUUUCCCGGUCUUUGUCUUUGUGGUCGAACGUUAGUGGGGAGGAGCGUUGCGUGACGACACUAAAAACCGCUGUGUAGCAAACUAUCCUCUGUAGCACUUUCAUUCUUGCUGUUAAGCAGCCAUCGUCUCAGUUUUUGGCGGCCGGUUACCAAAGUCCCAGCUGACGGAGCUGUUAGUAAUUCACUUUAAACUGAACCUCUAUCACGUGAACCUGCACUUGCCCCUUCUCCAAGGGUGGCCCUAUUACUAGAGGUCGACAGACUGUACUGAUGACUCUGGAGAUCAUGACUUUGAUACAGACUGUUGUAACGUCAGUCGUUGUCGCCUACAUUCCUAGAUUAAGGGCUAAAUGUCAGGGGCACCCAAUGACUGUUUUCUGUAAAAUAUCUGUUCAGAGAAGCAAGUAUGGCCUAGAAUUUUUUAUUACUUGAGGAAGGCUGACAAUUUCUAGAUGACCGUUCCAUUCACGUACAAAUUUCGAAGCUAAUUUAUUAAAUUCUCUACGAUUUUCUGAAGUUUGAUUUUCACAUUUCACACCCCAGGUAGGCUAUUUGUCGUAUCAAAAAGGAAAGCUUAGAUUUUCGGAUUCAAAAAUGUGAUGGAGAGAGGAAUAAAAAAAAAUUUCUUUUUCGUAAUGCGCUAAAUUGCAUCUAAAAUUUUCGGGAAAAUAAUACUGAAGCCCUUGUAAUUUCGAAAAGACUCAGGUUGUCCUAGGAUGACCGAACAGAUACAAAUUUUAUAGCGCCGCUUAGAAUGCAUUUCUAGAGGUCUAAAAACACUCUGGAUAGCCUAAAAAGUAUUUUAAAUGAAUUUGGGUGGAAACCAUCGUUGAGUGCCCCUGAAACGUACUCGGACAAUCAUAUUGAACCCACGUUAAUGUAUAGUUUAUUACACAAAAUUAAAGCUACGUUGUGUUGUUAGUAAAAACUAUAUCGGGACUGUUUUCUUUGUUUGAUUAUAGGAACUAAGGUCUCAACUUGACAGCGUCAGUUCUGGCUUAAGCAACAAAACGUGUAAUUUUGUGGAUUUUACCAGCGAUGAGUGAGUAUCAACUUUUGAAAUACAUCAGGAUUUAUUAGCUCAGUUCAGUUCAGUCCAAUUUUAUUUAGCCAAAAUAUAAUACAAUACAGGAAGACAUGUAGGAAUUGUCCCAAGCCAAGCAAGAUUUUCUUACUUUCUUGUAGCGGUUCAAUUCCCCUACAAAACAUUCCACCCUUAUGCUAUACGAUGACAGAGUUCACUAAAAUAAUGACGAGGACACCCUUUCUUUAGAUUACUCGAUAGAUUAAUUUAUUACUGUCAUCCCGACCCCCCGGAGGCGGUGUGGUGGGGGGGUUGGAGGUAGGGUACUUGACAAACUUUUUUCCGGGGAGGCUCCGCCCCGAGGUCCAACCCUUAAGGUUUUAUAUGCCAUUUUUGACCGAAAAAGUUUCCCCUUUCGUAUACUUUGUAUAGAUCCUUUGCAUCCCUGUUAACUGCUGUAAAUUCCCUGUCUUUUAAAUUUGAAUAAAUCAGGAAACUGGAACGUUUUCUUUACUUUUUCACAGCCAUAAAAUUCAUUUGUUAAUCGUUUUAGGCUUUUUUCAGACCGAAAUGACAGAUUUCCCAGCAAGUCGCGAAAGAUUUGGUUCGCCAGUUUCGCGGCUUGCGCCUCGUGCGAUCCUGAACGUCAGGAGUCCUCAUAACUUUUGCGUGGGAUUCUGCGUGUUCCGUUCGUAACGACUAUCCCGAAUUCCGCCUCCCUAGCUUUCUCCUCAGAAUCCCUAAUGCCCACCUUUAACGAGGUGAUCUCGGAUAUCCAAAAACCCUUUCAGUUUGAAACUCCUUCUAUGUCAGGUCAUCAUGGCUGAUGCCCGUUUUGUUUUUAAUUCCCUGUUUGUGAACAGACAUUUGUUCCGCAUGCAAGUUUACCAUUUGUUUGGCUGGUUCUGGGUCAUGAAUUUCAUCAUAGCUCUUGGCCAGUGUGUGCUUGCCGGUGCAUUUGCCUCCUACUACUGGGCCUGGGACAAGAAAACUGUAAGUGCUGGAUUAGGGUGCGUUCCCAAAGACUUCAGUGACUUCAAUGAAGUUCUGUAAUAAACUAGUUAAGACGAAAAAAGAAAAUAAAGUUGCCAUUUUGUAGGGUCUGUGGACGAAAUCCUUUUUAAGUGGUACUUUUGUGUGGUACCAUUUGUUAGCAUUUUCAGAGUUAUGUUUCAAGUUAUGUUUUGGUUAUUUAUGGUAGUGAAGGGGGGUAAUUUAAGUUAUUAUAUAGCUGCGACUAAUUUAGUUUUAUUAUUAAGAUGCUAAAUGGUGUUUACUCCCAACGCCUCUUUUCUGCUCUUCUUUUUUUUUUUGAGCUCGUGUACCUGACCAAUUCUAGCGAGUGAUAAUUUAAGGCAAUCUCUGGCAGUCAUUUGCUUCAUAACUAAUUGCAAUUAUUGUUGUUCUUUUAUUAGGACAUUCCGAAAUUUGCGGUGACAGCAUCAUUUUUCCGCACGUUAAGGUACUGCUGUUUGUUGUUCCACUUCAUCCAUUCAUCCAUCCACUCUUCCUUUACUGUGUUAUUUUCUGCUACUCACCCACCUAGCCUGAGUAUCAGGCGUUUCUUGGGGGAGGGUGAGGAAGGAAAAGUCCAAGCGAAAAGGGUUGGCAGCCUCUCCCCCAUUUAAAAUCGUCUCUCCUCUAACCCAUAAGAAAGGCCUUAUACUCAGGCUACACCCACUUGACUAUACGUACCUGCUUUCUUACCUACCUACCCCUCUUUUCGCCAGUAAUUGAAUUCAACUUUUUGUUUUCUUUUAACCUAUUUUUAUGUUCUAGGUACCAUACUGGCUCACUUGCUUUUGGAUCACUCAUCAUUGCCAUUGUGCAGCUGAUCAGAGCUGGUCUAGAAUACCUGGAUCAUAAGCUUAAUGGAGGUAACAUCACUCUAAGACUGCGGAAAGCCUCUUAUUUUUCUUUUGAGUCUCAAUUUUACUUGGCGAGCGUAGCUCUGAGGGAAGAAGGACGACUUUUUGCGGUCUAUAUCACCCUGUUUUCUCUUGUUUCUUACUGAUUAGCAGGCGUUACUGUAACCUACCGAGCGCAAGGCUUCAGACAGUGUUCAUUCCAAAGGGGGAGGGUGCUCGGGGGGACCAGGCGGCGGAUGAGAGGACGAGAAGUGGGGCAUAGGAAAGUAGUUAUUGUCCCUCUCUCCUCGCGUUUCUGCGGUCUCGAUCUACUGUUUGGUUGGCUUUGCGCUCAGCUAAAUUGCUUUGGUAUUGCAGGGUAUUGACCUACACGUUUGGUUACUUUCAACAGGUCCACCCGGACAGCAAAGCCAGAUCGCUAAAUACCUUGUCAAGUAAGCAGAAGCAGCAUUCAUGUUUUUAUUAGCUGUGAUUCCACUAAAUCCUUAUCAUCUAGGGGUAACGGGCGGCUUCCACCUUUCUUUAUGCUAAACGUCUCCUUACUUAAGUGAAACUAGUAAGCACCACAAGUACCACAGCUAGAGUAAAGCGAGGCUUUUUGUUUCAAGCGCAAGGUUGCUUUGUGAUUAAGUAAUCCCUUGUUAUUUUGCAGAUGCCUUAAAUGCUGCUUCUGGUGCUUGGAGAAGUUUCUGAAAUUUCUCAACAAGAAUGCUUACAUUAUGGUCAGUACCUUUUUUGUUACCUCUUCAGCUCAUAAGAUCCACAGUAUUGGUGAAUAAUCCCAAAAUCAGGAUUCGCACCAUGAGGAUUUUUUUUAAAGACUCCAGAGUUAAUCAUACAUUACUAGACCUCGAUUGACACCCGGCGUAAAGGGAUGAAAUUUGCUGGUUGUAGUACCACUCCCUGGCAGACCCAACUGGAAACCUGAUAUAACAGGGAAAUGGCUAAAUGCAUUUGGUACAACGGGGAUAUGUUAUAUCAGGAUCGAAGGAAGGAUCUUAUCCGCUACAUUGGCUUUGUCUUGUUUUCCUUAGGAUGCGUGACAGGCGAAUAAGAAAUACGGGACGCGAGAUAAACGAUGUGCGCCCCAAGUUUCUCAUUCGCUGGCUACGCAGGCUGUUUUUUCUUGCUGGAAUCAUCCACCAACGUCGAUCAUGGGGUAGUACUUCAGUGCAUAAGAAGUGAUAUUCUUCGCCCUAGUUACAGUCGAAUGUAGAGGAUAACACCUCGAUAACAGUUAUGUAUUCGUGUUAUAAGGAAUGCAUUUUACCCUUUCCCUGUUAAAUCGGGGUUCCAACCGAGUUCGAAAAGUAGAUAAGGAAUGAUAUUCUUCGCCGGAGCUGCAGUAAAAUUAAUGGGACAACAUCCCAAUACUAUUAUUUACCCCUGUUAUAACGACCCCAUUUUUUCAUUUUCCUACCAUUUCGGGGGGAUGGGGGUCCACCUUGUGUCUGCUAGAGGGUGGUAGUACUGUAUUCUUCGUCCCAGUAGCAGUAAUAUGUAUGGGAUAAGACCCCAAAGGAACGCAUUUUCCUAAUCCGCUGUUGCUACGGGGCUCCCCAGUAUGUGUCACCGACUGCCAACCGUAAGCUGAGUUGGAAUGCUUAUUGUUACGCCUUUAAUAGAUUGCCAUUCACGGGAAGAACUUCUGUGUCUCUGCCAAGGAUGCUUUUUUCCUUCUCAUGAGGAACAUCGUCAGGUAAGCUUGACGUCCUUAUCGAUAUGAGUUAAAAUUUUUUGAUUAUUUAAGUUUUAAUUUAUUUGUCAAUGCUUUUGUCAAACUGUUGGUGUUGGUGUUGUUUAAAUUUUGAAAUUCCCUCCAGUUCCAAUCGACCGUUGUUAUCGAACUUAGAACAGUUAACAUUGUAAUCUUCGACUUGUUUCCCUAUAGAGCGUACCUCAAAUAUUAAUUAGAUUUGGGCGUACUCAAUGAUAAAGACAAAACAUUCCCAAGGACGAACGAAAAGGGAAUUCCAAAUAGUAAUUCACUCCUGCCCGAGAGAAGUCAAAUUUCAAGAAAUUUCCCGGAUUGUCUGUUGAUCGAUUUUCGUAGCCUACGUGUAGCGACAGCAAAGGAAACAGGAGACGUCUGCACCUAGGCUAGACUUCGGCUGUUCUCCUGAAUCCGUACUUUGUUACCCCUCACUGGCUCAAAGACGGGGAUGAGUACAGGGAGGGUCCCCAAUAGGGUCGUUCAAUCCUUCAAUCCCGACCCAAAAUUUCGUGCAAUCCCGUAAUCCGAUGGUUAUUUUUGGUAUCGUACCUCGCCCGCAUACUUUCAUUCCCUAAUCUCCCCCCCAUUUUGCAUCAAAAUCCCGAAUCCCGAGCUUCAAUUGAGGGAAAUCCCGGAUCCCAAAAAACCUAUUGGGGACCCUCUACAGGCUCAUGUUCCCGGACAGCGGCUGGUAAUCUAGCCUAUUUUUCUUAUCCCCAAAGCGCUUGAUCAUGAAACGGAUAUUGGUUUCCGUACAGUUCCAAAGAAUACUGAAUCCCCCCCAAAAUAGGGAUGGUAAAGAUAUACCCGACAGUAAUGAAGGACAAUAACUGGUCGUUAUCCUCAUCUCCGUCUAUCUUUUAAAGUUUUAAAUUCCUUCAUUGCUUUCCCGGCUCUUCAUUUGCUUAUUAUGAAUAUAGGGCGGGAUAAGGAGGAACAUAUGCAAAUUGUUUUCGCAUGAUGUUUGUUCUUUCUCAGGGUUGUUGUACUGGAUAAAGUGACGGAUUUCAUUCUCUUCCUCGGACAGCUGACCAUCACGGCUGGUUUGGGUAAGUCGCAUGUUUACCUUUUAAAUAGUUUUGCCAUCAUUUAUGUUGUUUUACCCGGCUGUGUUUAUUGAUGUGCGAUGAUCUAGCAACAAGCGCUUUCAAGUAAUCGCGUAAUUUCGCUAGACUAGAUACUGCGUUCCAGAUUGACUCUUUCCACUUCAGUUCAGAUAUGUAUAAAUAGGUACCAGUGAUUUAUCGGUAUGAAUGUCAACCCUUCGAUGGACCAACAUCCUAACGUUUUGGCGGUAGGGAGAGUAGAAGCAGAGUACUCUCAGGCACUUCUUGAAGCCUGCGUGGCGGAUGCUAGAUAAGGGAGGGGAAGGUAGGAUAUUAGGGAGUUUAAGCAUCGACGACGGCGACGGGAACGAGAACCGCAAAAAAGCAAUAGGUUUAGGGAGCUUUCCAUUUGUCAGAAUUGACCGGCCACAGCCCAUUCCCAUCGUAAUGAGAAUUUCAUUUUUAAUUAAAACUAACUAUCCAUAUAUGUCAAAUCCUAAAUAUUAUGCACAGAGGGGAUGGUUUUUCAGCAAAACGUCUUGGAAAAAGCCGAUUUCAUUGCCAAAAUGUCUGGUCUGACCAUGAUCCGGCGAACGAGUUCUGACUUUUGGAAAGCGCCCUUAGAUUAGCAAAACAACAACUUUGCACGUGCAUCACGCGUUUUUGUACACUUCUUUGCGGUCGUUGCACGAUUACGACCUGAAAGGUCCUAAUUUCACGUUUUGUGGAGGACGUGACCACGACACAGCAAUUUUCUUUUUCUUGUCCUGGCCCCGGUUGUUCAAACGUUGGAUAGCGCUAUCCACCGGAGAAAUCACCAUCCAGCGGAUAAGUAUUACGGAAAUCAAUUACGCUAUCCACUGGAUAGUGAUUUAUCCGGUGGAUAGCGCUAUCCGACGUUUGAACAACCGGGGCCUGAACUUCAAUACAGUCCUUUAGAAUUCAACUCCAGAAAAAUUUGCCAUUAUUUGCCGAAUUGAACGAGAUGGAAUAAGCGCGGUAAAGUUUGACGCAGCGCGAAUUCACUUUUUAAGUGACGUUUUUAUAGCCGUCGCCGUCGUUGUUGCUUAAGCUCCCUAUGAAUUUGUGAGAACGCCAGCUGCCUCUCUGCAUUGCGCUCUCGCCUCACUUCUCGCGCUUCACCUCUCCUAUCUCCCUUUUAGUAAAAUCCAACUAGUGGUCUAUUAUCAAUGCUGCGUUCUGAUUGGUUGAGCUACUACUAGGCUAUACGUUACAGCCCCCUAGUAGCGAAAAGCGCGCGCUUUUUGGCGGGAAAAAAGGAUUAAAGUCUAGCUUUAACUAGCUAAAAUUUUUUCAUUCGCGAUAUUUUUGACCAACUAGUUGGAGUUUACUAAAACAAUUAUUUCUCUCGCCCUCAUGGCCUCUCAGUCAACAGCCCAAGUUUCGGCCUCAUGGGCUAUUGACUCAGAGCCCAUUCGUGCUCGAGGAAUAAUUGUUAAAUAGUUCCCGCGGCGCAGGGUAAAGUGAACGGCGCUGGGAAUGUGGACUCUCCCUCAGCUGCAUCGCCUGGUUGUUUUGUAAUGUAUUGACCGUUGUUUUUUUUGGCGCCAUUUUUUUUCAGCCGUUGGAAGCUUUUAUUGGUUUGAACGACAAGACAAUCUUAACUACUAUCUGGCUCCAGUCAUUGUAAGUUUGUUUGACUUGGUUUAGUUUUGCUAUGAUAAGUAUAACCUAUCGCAGACCCAGUGCUAAUGGUAUCUUUAUUUUUCGUGACAGAUCAUCACUGUUGGUGCUUACGUUAUCGCCAGCGCAUUUUUCAGCGUGUACAGUAUGGCCAUCGACACCAUCUUCCUAUCAUUCUGUAAGUUCUGUUGUUAAUUGUUUUGCUUUAGCCUCCUGUUCAAAUACAGUCGCCUCUCAUAAUCGCUCCACGCCGCUCAGACUUUUCGCGGAACGUCCUAACGCCGGAGAGAGAGAUGAGAGGCGACUGUAUUCGCAGGCUAAUUUUGCGCCAGCUGGAAUAAGCUCUGUACAAUUCCAGUGAAGAGGAUCCCACAUACGAAUACCGGGUUGAAUUGAUCCCCGACGAUCUGGCUUGAGAAGGUGGCAUGAGUAUUCAUAUGUAGCCAUAACCUGUUCCAGGUUCCGAGAUAAUCGGGUGCGCGAAAUUGAGAACUUGAAAGCGCAAACUCGAAAAUGAAACGGGAGGAAACUGGGGAGAGGAAGGGCACGCGCUCAUAUUUUCGCGUGCCUUUCACUUACGCGUCAUCCCUGCCACUGUAUCUGAUAGCCUGGAACAGGCUCAUGUAGCCACUAUAAAAAAGGGGAGUCUCGCAAAACCAACCAAAUUGAGGAAGUGAGGUUUCUAAGUGCUGCUCACUGACCAUAAGUCGCUCAGUUGCGUCAUAGCUUUGUUGUUUUGUUUGCAGUGGAGGAUUCUGAGCGAAAUGACGGGUCACAGGAGAAGCCUUAUUACAUGUCUAAGUCACUGAGAAAGAUCCUUGGCAAGAAAAACAAGAAGGAGUCGGACGAAGAUUAAAUCCUCCAUACUUUUUAAAACAGAGCUCAGAGAUAAUUUCAAACUGGGAAAGACUUCUGGGAUGUUUAUUGUGUUGUGACGUUCGUAUACCAAGAGUUUAGUUUCAACAAAAAUAAAAAACUAACAAGAGCCGUUCAAGGAGGUCGAAUGAAUUGGCUUCUCCAUUCACGUCUUACUAAUCGUGAUGCAUAUUAAUCAUCCCAGGAAUUUUUCUUUCGAUUUUGUAGUAUUUAGAAAGUCUCUAACCGUACUGUUUAUUUGUGUAGAUUUAUAUUUUCGCUGGUCGAAAUAACUGUACAUACAAUUUUCAUCGUUAUUUUAUUGAAUUUUGCGCUACUUUCCUCUGUUUGUAUUCUAUCGGAGGAGUCGACAAAAAUGAUUCUUAGCACUUUUAUAGAGAAAAUGGUUUACUAACAAGUGCGCGUUCGAUUAGCCGAAUUGCAGAAUGAGAAUACAGUGAAAACUGUUGUAAUGUGGACAUGAGCGUCAGUGAGUCAAACCUUUACUUCCCAUAUUUUCUGUAAAAUGGUGGAAGCUGUACUUAUCAGACAGCUAUACUAUGUGGACUCAUGCAAGGCACCCAGUUUCUCUGUAAUCAGGCUGAUUAAUUCCAGAAUCGCUGUAGUUAUUCAAACAACGCUAACCAUUGUAACAUCUCUUGUGUUUGAUACACAAUAUUCAGAUGUACAGCGAUCUAUGAAGCAUUUACGUAAAGCCAAAAUUAUAGGACUUAUCUGAAAAAAAAAAAACUUAUAAUAUACAUAACAUGUUCACUCUUUUGCCUGGAUACGGCCAGUGGAACGCGCACGAGCCAACAAAGGCCGAUAUUGUGAUGUUUUUCAGUUUUCUACGAGGGAUGGUUUUUUUAAGCGAAGUUUAAAUUGGGAUAAAAGGAAAGCUUUUAAAUUUCUUGCCAUUUGGAGAGAAUUCACCGGGCUUAUCAAAACCCUUCACAUUUUAAUGAAUGUGAGUGAUCUUAGUGUUCGAAAGGACGUUUUAAUGUAUAUUUCAUGGUAUUUGAAGUUGAAGUUUAUGGAUGUGCAAAGCAUAUUCCAUUUCAUUGAAACUAUUUUUAAUUAAGCUAUGUAACUUUCUUCUUUGUUUAUUGUAGCUUUGAAACUGUACUUUCUAACAGGUAAACUUUUAGGAAUCAAAAUCAGAAAAAGCUUUUUAACAUAGUAAGAGGUAGUGUUUUAUACCUUAUGUAAGGUAUUUCAAGUUGUACUGAUAUGCACUAUAAAAUGAGUGUUUUUUAAAAAGGGUGAGUUAGUUCACCUGUAUUUAGUAUCGCGUGAAAAGUCAAGAGGCAAUCGUACAAUAACUUGUCUAAUAGAAUUGUCUUGCUAGUAGUAAGUGCGCUAUUGCACUUAAAACUGUUGAUGUGUGUUUGUGGAAGGGGGUGACCUGGAUUGAAAUGGCUUGAAGCAAACAUUAAUUGCUCCAAUCCUUACUUCGCGUCUUUUAGUGGCCAUGGUAACCUGAGAUCAGUCCUCAUUUUCGUUUCACUUGGCAAAUGCAAUUCCGGCGGGCAAUGAGGCGAUUUUAACGCGACCACGUAAGACAGCCUCAUGUAGGAGAGUUGAUAAAGUUGGGCCUGGUCUCAGGUUAAUGAUAUGGCUAUGUUUCUUUUCCCUUCAGAACGAAUGAUGUUUUAUUCUCCCGUCAGGUUGAAACUAAAUGUUUUCAACAUUAAAGUUCCUUUUGAGUCAUUUUAGUUAGGCUGUUGACCCAACUUUUGCAAAAGUUCGAGAUUGCGUAAGUUAUUUUAAUGUAAAGUGUGUAUCAUAUCACACCGUUUUCACACUGUGUAGGCUAAGUUAUAUUUAAUAAUGUUUAAAUAAAAGUUGGAAUUGUGCC